AUGCACGUAAGAGUGUUGUUGGCACCUGAGAUCUUUGAUGGAACAUCUAAGGAAGAUGAUUUCGUACCAUACCGGCUGGUACCAUUGGCAUUUUCCAUUCCGGUAGUAGUUGGAGAUGCUAACAACAUCAGGUGCCUAGAGGGGGAGAGACAAGCGCUCCUUGAGUUCAAAAAAGGCCUCGUUGACGAUUAUGGCAAGCUAUCUUCAUGGCGGAGUGAAGAUGAACAUAAGAAUUGUUGCAACUGGGAAGGAGUUCACUGCGACAAUCAAACAGGCCAUGUACUUGAGCUUGAGGUUCAUGAUUUGCGAGGUAUGAUUAGUCCUUCAAUACUUGAGUUGCCUUAUUUGACUUCUCUUGAUCUCAGUGGUAAUGAUUUUAAUCAAAGCCAUAUCCCAAAGUUCAUUUGUUCUCUUAGUAACUUAACAUACCUCGAUCUCUCUUUGGCCAAUCUCAAUGGUUCAUUUCCAGAUCAACUUGGAAACCUUUCGCAUUUGCAACAACUCUAUCUUAAUAGAAAUGAUUUGAAAAUUAAUGAAAAUCUCGAAUGGCUCUCUCAUCUAUCUUCAUUAGAAUACCUUGACCUUAGCCACACAAAUCUCAGAGCUGCCAAUGAUUGGCUGGAAGUUGAGUCAUCUCCCAAAUUUAAAAAGCUUGGUCUUGUCGACAUCAUUCCAAAAUUCUUGGGGGAUAUAUGUUCUUUACGUGAAUUGUAUUUGUCGAACAUCACUCUCAAAGGACAACUGGUUGACCUUCUCAAUAAUUUGCCUGGAUGUGCAAAGGACUCAUUAGAGAUUUUGAGUUUACCAUCUAAUCAAAUUUCAGGGUUGUGGCCCAAUAAUUUUGGAAUAUUAUUUCCGUUGUUAAAAGAAAUUAAUCUUCGACAUAACAAUAUAAGUGGGACUGUCCCCAAAACCAUUGGAAACCUAUAUAACCUCAACUAUUUGGCUGUCACUUCAAAUUGUUUGCGGGGCGUGAUCUCUGAAGCCUUUUUCUCAAAUCUUUCCAAAUUAAAGUAUUUAGACUUAUCCAAGAAUUCCCUCACUUUGGAAUUCAGCUCCCAGUGGGUUCCCACUUUCCAAUUGAAUUUCAUAAUCUUAUGCUCUUUCAAGUUAGGGCCUAGAUUUCCAAAUUGGAUCCAAACUCAAACGAAAAUCAUCAUGCUUGAUAUCUCCGAUGCUCAAAUUUCAGAUACCAUUCCGGCAGAGUGGUUCACAGACCUGCCUCCUACAUUAGCAUAUUUAAAUCUUUCUUGCAACCAAAUAUAUGGACGGUUACCAAAUAUGUUAACAAAGUUUGUGAAUGAUGGUCUUGCAAUUGAUUUGAGUGCAAACCAGAUAAGGGGUCAAUUACCACUUUUUCCCACUAAAGUCAUGAUGUUGAAUCUCUCUAAAAAUCGGUUUUCAGGGACAAUUUCGUCUCUUUGUAAAAUCAGCAGUGGGUUCUUGAGUUACCUAGACUUAUCUGAGAACCGUUUAUCUGGACAACUUCCUAAUUGUUUUAUGCAUUGGCGUAAGCUGCUUGAAACAUUGAGUCUGAGUAACAAUAGUUUCUAUGGAGAUUUACCCUUGCCCAUGAAAAAUUGUAGUUCGUUGAGUUUUGUAGACUUGGGAAACAAUAGAUUCUUUGGACAAGUACCAGCUUGGAUUGGGGAGAGCCUGCCACUGUUAAAUAUUCUUAUCCUACAUUCCAAUAAUCUCAAUGGAAGUAUACCAUUGCAUAUGUGUUGGUUGAAAGAUUUACAUAUCUUGGAUCUCUCCCUAAAUGAUAUAUCUGGAACUAUUCCACAAUGCCUCAACAAUUUCACUGCCAUGACUCAGAUUGGGAACUCUUCCAGUGAUAUCUUUCAUAGAUAUUACUUUAAAUUUGUUGAUAAUAUGUAUACUAAUAUAACUUUUUAUUAUGAAAGAGAAUUUGUUGAUAAUGCGAGGCUUAUGUUGAAAAGAAGGGAGUAUAAGUAUGAUAAAAUUCUUGGAUUAUUAAAGAUCAUUGACCUUUCAAGCAACAAAUUGAUUGGAAAACUUCCAGAUGAAAUCUCAAGUCUUUUGCAAUUGGUUGGACUAAAUGUUUCGAGAAACAAAUUAGUUGGAGAAAUCCCUCAAACAAUCGGUCAAAUGAAGCAGUUACAAUCACUUGAUUUAUCAAGGAAUCAGUUCUCAAGCAAAAUCCCAUCUAGCAUGUCAGAGUUAAACUUUCUGAGCGACAUCGACCUAUCAUACAACAACUUAUCUGGGAAAAUUCCUACAAGCACUCAACUCCAAAGCUUUAAAGCAUCUGAUUUUAUUGGAAACCCGACACUUUGUGGGCCUCCGCUUAUACAGAAAUGUCCAGGUGAAGAAGUACCAAACCAAAGUCACCAAGCUCAUUAUGGCAAUAAAGAUGAUGAAGAUGAAUUUGGAAAAUGGUUUUAUGUCGGAACAGGAUUUGGAUUUGCUAUAAGUUUUUGGGGUGUUUGUGGUUCUCUGUUGUUGAACCGUUCGUGGAGACAUGCCUAUUUCUUAUUAUUGGACAACAUGAAGAAUUGGCUCUACGUAACAACGGCAGUGAACAUAGCAAGGUUGCGGAGGAAUUUUCAGAGGCAAUGAUGACCCCUUUGUGGUGGUUAG
Quercus lobata is the source of this 2604-nucleotide messenger RNA. Its product is annotated as receptor-like protein EIX2. Gene Ontology annotation, molecular function: protein binding. The transcript has 5 exons. Lineage: Eukaryota; Viridiplantae; Streptophyta; Magnoliopsida; Fagales; Fagaceae. The coding region runs from base 1 to 2583 and encodes 860 amino acids. The record is from RefSeq and is a predicted model, not a curated record.